Messenger RNA from Tupaia belangeri chinensis (Chinese tree shrew), 2117 nucleotides. It is a transcript of the gene HERPUD2, whose product is annotated as HERPUD family member 2. The transcript has 8 exons. Lineage: Eukaryota; Metazoa; Chordata; Mammalia; Scandentia; Tupaiidae. The record is from RefSeq and is a predicted model, not a curated record. Bases 204 to 1412 code for a protein of 402 amino acids. Gene Ontology annotation, molecular function: protein binding. Gene Ontology annotation, biological process: endoplasmic reticulum unfolded protein response.
CGCGCAGCCGGCCUUGCAGAGCUGCUCCGCCGCCGCGGCCCGGUCCGCUCGGUCCCGGCGAUGGCCGUGGUCUGGCCCGAUGCCCUGCAGGCGGACUCGGACCCGGAGUGCUGAGAACUCGCUUCUGGCCCCGCGCCGGGCCCCCACCCGGGCCCCUGCGGGCCGCGCCGCUGCUGGGGCCUCCGUUCGACGUCGGGCGCACCAUGGAGCGGAGUGGGGUGGACAUGCCCGUGACGCUCAUCAUUAAAGCUCCGAAUCAGAAGUACAGCGACCAGACUGUUAGCUGCUUCUUGAACUGGACCGUGGGGACACUAAAAACGCACCUGUCUAACGUGUACCCUAGCAGACCAUUGACGAAGGAUCAGAGAUUGGUGUAUUCGGGCAGACUGCUCCCCGAUCAUCUGCAGCUGAAAGACAUUCUCAGAAAACAAGAUGAGUAUCAUAUGGUUCAUCUCGUGUGCGCUUCUCGGACUCCUCCCAGUUCUCCCAGAGCCGGAGCUGGCGCCGGCGUGGACGGAGAAGGUCGCCAAGCCUCAGCAUCCGGCAGCAGCCCCAGUUCAGAUCAUUCAGGACCGACGAUGCCAUCAUCCAGUCAAGAAGCCUUGUCUUCGGCUGCUGCUUCUUCCUCUGAAGGGCUGAGGCAGCGAGCUCUCCCCCCAGCGCAAGCCGACCCGGCACAGAGGCACCUGUUACCCUACGCGACGCAAGGGCAUGUGGACAACCAGCUUCCCGGGCAGGCCGCGGCGCCGGGGCUCGCGUACCCCGCCCUCAGCCCCCUGCAGAUGCUGUGGUGGCAGCAGUUGUACGCGCACCAGUAUUACCUGCGAUACCAAGCUGCAGUCUCCGCUCAGGCCACACCGAACGCCGGCCCAGCCCAGCCUGCUGCGUCACAGCCGCUAAACUUGGCACACGUUCCCGGAGAAGAAGCCGCGGCAGCACCAGACCUGGCGGCCCAGGAAGACCGGCCUGUGAAUGAGGAUGUGCCGAUGAACGCGCAGGGGGGCCCGGUGCUGGACGAGGACUGGAACCGGGACUGGCUGGACUGGCUGUACACGCUCUCGCGGGCCGCGGUCCUGCUCGGCAUCAUGUACUUCUACUCCUCCUUCAGCCGCUUCGUCGUGGUCAUGGGUGCCAUGCUGCUGCUGUACCUACACCAAGCUGGAUGGUUUCCUUUCAGGCAGGAAGGUGGCCCGCAGCAGGCUCCCCACAACGCCGAGGGCGAUGACGGGCAGAACGCACGCAACCUCGAGCUGGAGGAGAUGGAGCGGCUCAUGGACAACGGACUGGAGGACGAGACUGGGGAGGACGCCCGUGCGGCCCCGGGGCCAGGGCUCAUGGCUGCGGCCUGGUCCUUCGUCACCACCUUCUUCACCUCGCUGAUCCCCGAGGGGCCUCCCCAGGCUGCCAACUAGGCCUGGAGCCUGUGGCCACCGCGAGGGCGGGGCUGGCUGUGGGGCCUGGUCCCAGUAACAGUGCAAUCUCAGAAAAUGUAUGACUCUCUUUGGGUCACCAUGUACAGAGGGGUUUUCUUUAAGCUCCUGCAUACGGAUAUGUUAAGCACAAGUGGACUACUAAAUGUGUGGUUUUUUCUGUUUUUAUUUCAAAGAUCCUAACAGAACUAGCAUCACAACGUCGGUCUUCCAGAUUUUGCCCGUUUCGAUUAUGUACAGUGUAUCAAGACAGACCUCUCUGUGCAUCUUCUGUUUGUCACAGAGCUGCUUCACAUAUAAGUAUCUAUAGCUAGUAGCCCAGCCUUCAGUGUGUAAUUUGAAUAAAUAUGUCUAUUUUCUGUGAAUCACCCUGAAAGUUUUAAACAGAAUGACCUCGUACUUUUUAAUAAAGAAUAUUAUUUACCUAAAAUGUGCAGUAGCAUCUUGCCCAGCCAUAAAGCAAUAAACUUCCCAAUAAUCUUAAUUUUGACAUUUGAAUAAAUAGUGGAAACUUUCUAUUUCAAGGGCAUGUAGCUCCUCAGCUGAAAUUAGCACCUGGAAAAGAGGCAGCUCUCAGUGGAAUUACCAGUGAUAUAAAAUGUUUGAUACAGGCAGUACUUUUAUAAAAUAAGACAUGCUGGAAAUCACUCCCUGUAAUUUUUUAAAUAAAAAGUCAAUCAUGGUAAA